Molecule: messenger RNA, 5740 nt
Organism: Sebastes umbrosus (honeycomb rockfish)
Lineage: Eukaryota; Metazoa; Chordata; Actinopteri; Perciformes; Sebastidae
Gene: appl1
Product: adaptor protein, phosphotyrosine interaction, PH domain and leucine zipper containing 1
Exons: 22
Coding region: 145-2271 (708 amino acids)
Biological process (GO): signaling
Cellular component (GO): endosome membrane; cytoplasm
Molecular function (GO): protein binding
Source: RefSeq, a predicted model, not a curated record
GGACCAACGGGACCGGGAGGAGCUAUUUCUGGGUGUUGUGAAUUCGUUUAGUGAAGAAAUCUGUGAGUGGGAGUUGUCGGGACCGAUUUGUUGUGCGUUUUAUCCUUCUAUUCGUACCGAUUAUCACCGCGUCCAGCCGCAGCCAUGCCCGGGAUAGAGAAGCUGCCGAUAGAGGAGACUCUGGAGGACAGUCCUCAGACGCGAUCUCUGCUGGGAGUGUUUGAGGAGGACACUGCAGCGAUGUCCAACUACUGCACACAGCUCUAUCAGGCCAUGCAGAGGAUUUAUGAUGCACAGAAUGAGCUCAGUGCUGCGACACACCUGACCUCCAGACUGCUGAAAGAGUACGACAAACAGCGUUUUCCUCUAGGUGGCGAUGACGAGGUGAUGAGCUCCACUCUGCAGCAGUUUGCAAAAGUCAUCGAUGAGUUGAGUUCCUGUCAUGCUGUCUUGUCCACCCAGCUUGCAGAUGCCAUGAUGUUUCCCAUCACUCAGUUUAAAGAGAGAGACCUGAAGGAGAUCCUCACUCUGAAAGAAGUCUUCCAAAUAUCCAGUGAUGAUCACGACGUAGCCAAUAACCGAUACAGCCGCCUGUCCAAGAGGAGGGACAACGACAAGUUGCGGGCGGAGGCUGUGGAGGACGUCUACACCUCCCGCAAGAAACAGCACCAGACCAUGAUGCACUACUUCUGCUCGCUUAACACUCUGCAGUACAAGAAGAAGACAGCUCUGCUGGAGCCGCUGCUGGGCUACAUGCAGGCCCAGAUCAGUUUCUUUAAGCUGGGAUCAGAAAAUCUCACCCAGCAGUGGGAGGAGUUCCUGGGAACCAUAGGAACCAGCGUCCAGAAUGUGCGUCGGGAGAUGGAAGUGGAGGUCGGGCAGAUGCAGGAGACCAUUCUGGAGAUGGAGAGAACAUGUGACCCCCUGUAUGCACCGUGUGAUCCUGACCCCGCCCACUCACCUGUCUGUCGCAACCUGACCAGGAAACAGGGCUACCUGUACAUCCGAAAUAAGACGGGGCUGGUGUCGUCGUCCUGGGAGCGUCAGUACUUCUUCACGCAGGGCGGUAAUCUGAUGCAGCAGGGCCGCGGCGAGGUGGCGGGCGGGCUGGUUACAGACCUAGACAACUGCUCCGUCAUGGCGGUCGACUCUGACGACCGCCGCUUCUGCUUACAGGUCACGUCCUUCGAUGGCAAGAAAGUGGUGACGCUGCAGUCGGAGAGCAGGAAGGACUGCGAGGAGUGGAUCUCCACCAUCAACAACAUCUCCAAAAGGAUCUACCUGAGUGAGAACGCCGAGGAGCUGGCAGCCAGAGUGAACCAAUCAGCUCUUGAAGCUGUGACGCCGUCGCCAUCCUUCCAGCAGAGACACGAGAGCAUGAGGCCCAGCAGUAAAGGGCGUGUGGGCCGAGCGAGCAGCAUCAGCUCUGUGGGCUCCGAGCCGUCGCCUGCCCUCUCUGUGCUCUCAUUGGAUGCCCUGGUUGCCCCGGAAACACCUAUCCAGUUUGACAUCAUUUCCCCCGUCAGUGAGGAGAACUCAGGACAGAGCAAGACGGCAGCACAGUCUGGCAGAAGGAGUAACCCAUUUGGAGAGUCAGGAGACAGCACAUCAGAAGACAGCGAAGACUCGAUCCUCCACCAGCUCUUCAUCGUUCGCUUCCUGGGCUCCAUGGAGGUGAAGAAUGCUGAGUCAGCGGACGUCAUCUCUGAGACCAUGAGGCAGAUCCUGGCAGCCAGAGCCAUCCACAACAUCUUCAGGAUGACCGAAUCACACCUGCUGGUCACCUGUGACUGCCUCAAGCUCAUUGAUCCUCAGACACAAGUCACUCGACUCAGGUUCCCUCUCUCCAGUGUGGUUCAGUGUUCGUCCCAUCAGGACAACAAGAGGCUGUUUGGUUUCGUUUUGCAGUCGGCAGGCGAAGAGGGCGACAGCCGAGCCGUCUGCUACAUCUUUGAGUCCAACAACGACGGAGAGAAGAUCUGCGACAGCGUUGGUCUGGCCAAGCAGAUAGCCUUCCACUCUGAGAUGGACCGUAAGGCCGUGGAGAAGAGGAAGGAGAACGACAAGGCCAAAGAGAAACAGCAGGAAGAACUCAGCAAACAGAGACAGAUAGAGAAGGAUCUGGAGGAGCAGAGCCGUUUGAUCGCCGCCUCGAGUCGCCCCCCUAACCCACCUGCCGCUGAUGGACAAUUCCUAGUGCUUAGCAACAGCCAAUCAGAGGACAGCGAUGCCGGGGAGGAGGGGAAGAAGAAAGGCGAGUCUGAAGCCUAACAAAGCUAACGGAGGAUGCAUGUUUUAGCACCCAGGCGAGUCCCAGCUGGUACUGUCAAAGCUCAGGAAUCAGAGGAGGGGAACACCAAACGCCCACCCGCCCGGGCUGCCUGGGACACAGAAACAUGUGCUCCCUCUCUUGCUGGACUCUGUUCGUAGGUUGUGGUGGAGCCGGUCACUCUGAGAACGGAGGAUAAACUAAACGCACCCUCACUAUAAGAGGAGGAGGGGAAACGUCUCGUCACAGACUUGUGUUUUAUUCUGUGUGUAAAAACGCUGCUUUUUUAUAAUCGGCUCCACUCUCCAGAAAAGGACGCAAAUAUCGAUUUGACCUGCAAGUUUCUGUUUUUUUAUGUUUAUUUUAUAGAGAGAGCUAACAGCAUUGACAGAGGAUUUAAAGCAAAACAACGUGAGGAAUAAUGAACAAGGAUCAGUGUCAGCUCUUUGGCAGGAGGGGAAGGUUUCCCUGAGAUCCCAGAGGGCGCAGAUACAGAUACACUGUUAUAAAACAAAAAGAGAAGACGAAGGAGGGAGAGGGAGCAGGAGUCUUAUUUUGAAGAGUCCUUCCUGUUGUACCUGACCAUUUUGUUAAGGCAUCCUGACUUUGCUUCCUUCCAGGCAGUCCCUGGUUUUCACUCAUUCAUUUCACGGCAGAAUUCAACUUGUAAAAUCUCGAAACACCAUCACAGUAGAGCUUCAAGCGAUUAGUCGAUGAAUCAAUCAGCUGAUCAACAGAAAAUUAAUCUGCAAAUAUUUUAAUAAUCGAUCACUCAUUUAUGGUAAUUUGUGGUGGGUGUGUUUGACUGAUUUCCGAUGUUGUAUAGACAAAUCGAUUAAUGAAAAAAUCGGCAGAUUAAACGAACAAUAAUAAUAAUUGUUAGUUGAGUAACACUUUAUAUGGCGCCCAUGUCAAUAAUGCAUUAUAAACAUACUUAUAAUGCAUUAUAAUAUGCUUAUAACACUGUAUAAUCAUAAUUAUAAGCACUCCUAAUGCUUUAUAACAAUAGUUAUAACACAUAAAGCAUUUUAUAAUGACUUAUAAGGUCAACUAUCAUUAUACUUCAUAAUUACUGGUCAAUAACUGACAUUAUUUUGCAAGGAUAGUGUAUUAUAAUUCCCAUAGUUGUAAUACAUUAUUAUCUUUUUAUAAUGCAUUAUAAUGUGAUUAUAAGUCACUCUAAGUGGUCAUUGUUUGCUUUGAGUGCAGUGAAAAAUAUCAAAUCUAUGCAAGAACAUUGUAUAAUACAUUUUUACUUUCUUAAAGAGAGUAACUUAUACUCAAUUAUGAUGCAUUAUAAAAAAGAUUAUAAUGUAUUACAGCUAUGCAAAUUAUAAUCCUUGCAAUAAAAAAAAAAGUAAAGAUAGAUAUCAGUGAGUGACCAGUAAUUAUGAAGUAUUAUGAUACUUGACCUUAUAAGUCAUAGGUCAUAAAGUGCUUUAUAAAGCAUUAUGAAAAUUCAAUAUUAUAAGCAGAUUAUAACACAUGAGUAUGUUUAUAAUGCAUUAUAGACAUGGCCGUCUUAUAGAAAGUGUUAGCGUUAGUUGCAGCCCUACAUCUCAGUGAACAUCAUGACUACUUUAACUGAGUGAUGAAGAGUGAUGUCAUCAUCAUUGUUGGGUAAAGCAGCUGUAUGUGUAGACUAAUUGCAAAAGUCACAUCACAACAACAGACACAUCUCUGUUUAUUGUGGAUUAAACAGAAUGCAGUGAACGCAGCGGCUGCAUGGAAGGUGAAGAGAAACACAUUCAGAGGUCUACAACAUCACCCGGUCGGCAUGGAUUUGUUGAUUUGCAGGUUAAAAGGUUUUCUAGACGUCUUCGGUUAAAAUUUGGCUGAGUUUGGUUGAAAAGAAAACUUUUUUUAGACGCUUGGUUGCCGACACGUUCUUAAAACUAAAUAACAAAAUAUCUUUGUUGCCGUUGCUUUAUCAAAUGUCUCAUAUUAACAUUACUACAACAUGAUAUAAAUACUUACAUGGAUAAAGAAAUGUUUGAAAUACAAAACAAGGAGGAAUCUCAAUUAUCCUUUUUUCCUAUUAAACUUUAAUACACAGCACUGUUGUAACAUUUAAAUUCUUUAUGAAAAUUACAAAAAUGUAGCUUUGAAUUUGACCAUUUAGGAAAACAUUUUAUUUUGGGUUAAAGUAUAGGUCAAGUAUUAAACCUACUGUGCAUUAAGCCCAGUUUGGACCAGAUGUUCGACUUAUUGACCUGGAAAUCAUUAAAUCAGUGAGUAUGUUGUGCCUUGGAAACACAGAUACUGUUGGCAGUAACUGUUGUGAUUUUAUGCAAAACCAACAUUAUUGAAGACAAAAUUAUCUGCCAGCACCACUUUUUCCCUUUGUCAUAGUAGGUAAAAUUCUGCUCCUCUGGGGUCAAAGGUCAGCUCUGCUUCAUCCACAAUGAAAAUAUUUUGAUCCCAACCCCCUUUUGGUGUUUAAGAAAAUGAGAAAAAAACACCUUCAACAACCUCCAGUGCCAAUAUUAUUUUUUAUUAUGUUUCAUAUUUCACCUUUUUCUGUAUUUGUUGAGGUAAUUGUAGAAAAACAUAGAUAUCAUUAGCCACGCUUUGCAUCUCAAGCUGUGUGUCUGCAGUGUGCAUUAGCAUGUUGUCAGGACCGGAGCCAACAUGGUUGCCACAGGAGACCUUGAAGGUGUGAAACUAGAAAAUUAGAUAUUAAACCCUUCUCAUGUGAAGAUUUAUUUUGCAAAAAAUACACGUCUGCAACUUCUGCCUCUUAUAAAAUAAAUAGUUGCAUGAAAGUAGUGCUCAUUAAUAAUAGUAAUUAUUUACUGUUUUUAGGCCACAAAAGAGCCAAAGAUGGUUCGCUCUCCUUUCUUGUCUGUCAACACAAGCACAAAUCGGAUCAAACCAUGUCCUCACUUUUACAGUGUCCAUUGUGAAAACUGACAGAAAAAAAGUUUGAGGCUCAACUUUAGUCUUCUCUGAUACGCUGGUACAUUUUAUUAAUUCAGAAAAACUUUGAAGAGAUUUAAUAUUUUUUAACACAAACUUUUUGCCAAAUAAUCAGCUGAGUCAGCAUGUUUCUUGCAUCCUGACGUCACAAUAUUUAUCUGUGCUUUUACAAAAUGUUUAUCUGUGUUUGUUUGGGGCCUUUUUCUGUUUUUCACAGGUUUUGUUCAUUCAUUAAUCUGCAUUUUAUCCACAGUGACUCUUAUAUGUAGGGAUGUCAAAGGUCAGAGGUCACAGCCUCCUGUGGGUAAGAUGUUUCUAGAAGCCUAAAAUCAACAGUUACUGAUGAUGAUUUAAUUUUUUGGGAGGAUGUUUUCUUGCUGUAACCAGGUGAAGAACUCGUGUUGAAGUGGUGCUGCACUUUACUGACGCAGGAAAACAGCAUCGAUGAUGGUGAACUGUAAAUAUGUUUCAGUGAUAAUUGUUUCAGUGUCAUGAAUAAUAAUAAUAAUAAUAAAAAAUGCUUUUCAGUGAUAAAUAAAAGCACUAACUCCA